CUCAUUUGAAAAUUUUAACGUCUUUUUUUUUAUUAUUUUAAUAACUUUGUUUUUGGAAAUCUAAUAAUUAUAGUUUCUUUUUAUGCUGAUUAUGCACGUGAUAGCAGUUUGGCGGGAAUCUUGAUAUACGCGUGUUUGUUUAUAAUGAACUCUGAAUUAUUGGAAGCCUUAUAAAUAAAAAUGGAGUUUAUGGGAACAAAUCCUCUUGAUACUGAGAACAAUGAGUCAGUGUCGAAUAAAGCUUAUACAAUUGGUGGAGUACCUAUUAUUUUUCCAUAUAAAGCAUACCCUUCUCAAAUAACAAUGAUGGACAAAAUUAUAAAAUGUUUGAAUAAAAAGCAAAAUUGCUUACUUGAGUCGCCUACUGGAAGUGGGAAGAGUCUUGCUCUUUUGUGUGCAUGUUUAUCAUGGCAGAAAAAAAUUAGAAGAGAGAUUGAAAUGCAAGAAUGGGAACUGGAAACAGAGUUGAAUGCACAUGGAAUGGCUAUACCUGAUGAAUAUGGAAUGAAUACCAAGUAUCAAAAUGAAUCAUCAGCAUUUGGUAAUGAAAAUAAAUUGGAUGAAGUGAACUCUUCUGAUGAUGCCCACCUCAAUAAAAUUGUAGAAAGGAUAAAAAUUAGAGAAAUGAAGAACAGUCGAAAAGGAAUAGUUUUUAUUGAUGAUCCUAGUUUGGGCAAUGAAACUACUAAUCAGAGUGAUUCAAAAUAUAAUUUUCAUAAUGAUGCCUGUGAUUCUAAUAUUAAUUGCUCAAAUUCAACUUUAUCAAACAAAGUUUCAUCAGAAUCAAUUCCAAGAGCACAGAAUAGCAAAAGAGGAAAUUUACUAUUUGAUGAUGAUGAUGAUUUUGAUGAUUUCCAGCCAAUUAAAAAGUAUAGAUCUAGUUCUAGUAGUUCUGAUAUGUUUUGUCAAAAUAAUAUAUCUGAAAAUAAUAGUUGUCAAAAAAAAGUUUCAGAUAUAGAUUCACCAAAGCAAGAAAUAUUAAAAUAUUCUAGUGGUUGUAGUAAUUCAAAUUCCUGUGAUUCUCCAUAUUCUAAAGAAAAAAAAUUUAAGGAAUCUGAAAAAGAAUCAUCUAUUCCUAACAAACUUCCAAAAAUUUAUUUUGGAACUCGAACUCAUAAGCAGAUUGAACAGAUUAUUAGAGAGCUGAAGAAAACACCUUAUAAAAAUUGCAAAAUGGUGAUUUUGUCAAGUCGCGAGAGAACGUGUAUCCAUCCUGAGGCAUCUAAAGCAGAUAAUAAAAAUGAUGCUUGUGAUGAAUUAGUUAAAGCCGAUGGUGGACCAAAAUGUAAAUUUUUUAGAACUGCAAAAUCAGUUAGUCAUUAUCAUCCAGCAAGAUUAUCCUCUGCAUUUGAUUUGGAAGAUUUUGUUGGCUCAUGCAAGAAAAUUAGAGCAUGUCCAUACUUUGGGUCUCGUGAAUUGUUGUUAGCUGCUGACAUAGUGUUUUGUCCUUAUAAUUAUCUUACCGAUCCACUUAUAAGAUCAGCAAUGACUAUUAAUUUAAAAGGAAAUAUUGUUGUUACUGAUGAAGCACAUAAUAUUGAAGAUUCUGCCAGAGAUGCUGCUAGUGCAACAAUUUCUCUUUCUCAGCUUGAAGAAGCUAUUCUUGAUAUGGAGAAAGUUGGACGACAUUCAAGAACUAUUCCUGAUUGUUACCAACUUAUUGGCAGUACCUUAUCUAAUUUGGUAAAAUGGUUGAAAUCAAAUAUUGAUCAUCUGACUGAUUACACAUCUUUUGACUGUUCAGCUAAAGUCUGGGCUGGAGACACAAUGAUGGCUGUUCUGAACUAUGUAGAGUUGGGACCAGAACAUUUUCCUAUUUUCAAAAAGAAAUUUGAAAAAAUAUGUGCUGAAGAAUCGGAUUCUGAGAAAGAAGCCAUUGUUGAUAUGGACAAACAUAAGCUUCUUGGAUCAACACUUAAAUGUGUGGAGACUUUAAGUCUAAUUCUGCAUUAUAUAUACAAAGAAGAUUUGAUAUUUGUUCCUGACUACAGAUGUGUUGUCAUGAAAUCUAAAGUUUCAUCUCCUUCCCAGUCAAAAAAGAAAUAUUUGACAGCCCAUGCUUUCCAGAUCACUAUAAACUUCUGGUGUUUGAAUCCUGCUGUAGCAUUUUCUGAUUUCAAGGGAACAACCCAUUCCAUAAUCGUAGCUUCAGGAACUUUAUCUCCUUUAACAUCAUUUCAAUCUGAACUUAAUAUGCCUUUUCCAAUUACUUUAGAGGCAAAUCAUGUUAUCUCUAAGUCUCAGUUGUGGGUUGGAACUGUUGGUAAAGGCCCUAAUAAUAAUAUACUCUCUGCAACAUAUCACAAUGCUGCUACAUUUGCUUUUCAAGAUGAUGUUGGAGAAUUAAUUUACCAAGUUUGCUGUGUUAUUCCUCAUGGUAUACUGUGCUUUUUACCAUCUUAUAGUAUGCUGGAUAAACUUGUGAAUCGAUGGCAGCAAACUGGACUGUGGAACAAGCUUGAAUCUAAAAAGAUUGUGUUAUGUGAACCACGUAGACAAACUAAUUUUGCUGAAGCAAUCAAGGAAUUUUAUGAUGCAGUUCAGCACGAUAAUUAUCCUACUAAAUCUGUCAAUGGAGCCUUAUUUUUAGCCAUAUGUCGUGGUAAAGUCAGUGAAGGUUUAGAUUUUGCCGAUAACAAUGCUCGAGCUGUUAUAACAGUUGGUAUACCUUUCCCCAACAUUAAGGAUGCACAAGUGGAUUUGAAAAGGAAGUACAAUGAUAUGCAUUCUUCAAAGAAGCAAAUAAUGACUGGAUCAGAAUGGUAUGAGAUACAAGCCUUUCGUGCUCUCAAUCAAGCUCUUGGUCGAUGUAUUCGCCAUAGGAAUGAUUUUGGUGCCCUUCUGAUAGUGGACGAACGUUUUCAGAAAAACGUUCGUUAUCCGGAAGCUUUGUCCAAAUGGAUUAGGAGAGAAAUUAUUCAUUAUCCUUCUUCUGCUGCUGCUCUGGAGUCUUUAAAUUCAUUUGCUGAACAAACUGGUAUGGUAACCACUAGUGUAACCACCACCACUAACAAUGAUUAGAUACCAAUGGACAAAUGUGUAAAUUUAGCAUCUCUGCUUUGAAAUACUUUUUUAUGAGCAAGGUGGUAUGGAAACUAUUGUUUCAACAAUGUGACUUAUUUGCAUAGUAAUAUUGCUGCUACUUUUGAUAAAUAAAAUAGCGUGGAAAAUUUAUCUUAGAAGAUUGAUUAUUCUCAUUAAUCUAUUUAUUAUUAAUUUAACUAUAUUAAAAAUUUUUUUGCUUUGAUAGCUUUUAAUUAAAGUUUGCUUUAAACAAGAAAUUUAUCUUGUGUUUAUUUUUUUCUUUAAAAAUUACCAGCUUCUUAAGUUUUACUUUUUGUUGUUUAAAAGAUUUCUUGGUGUUAUGCUUUUUAUGCACUGUGUAUUAGUUAUUUUUCAAUCAUAUAU
Messenger RNA from Argiope bruennichi, 3408 nucleotides. Its product is annotated as Fanconi anemia group J protein-like. Gene Ontology annotation, molecular function: ATP binding; DNA helicase activity; DNA binding. The coding region runs from base 181 to 3021 and encodes 946 amino acids. Gene Ontology annotation, biological process: nucleotide-excision repair; double-strand break repair involved in meiotic recombination. Gene Ontology annotation, cellular component: nucleus. Lineage: Eukaryota; Metazoa; Arthropoda; Arachnida; Araneae; Araneidae. The record is from RefSeq and is a predicted model, not a curated record. The transcript has a single exon.